Messenger RNA from Myiozetetes cayanensis, 2731 nucleotides. It is a transcript of the gene ANKRD46, whose product is annotated as ankyrin repeat domain 46. The transcript is spliced from 5 exons. Lineage: Eukaryota; Metazoa; Chordata; Aves; Passeriformes; Tyrannidae. Gene Ontology annotation, molecular function: protein binding. The record is from RefSeq and is a predicted model, not a curated record. The coding region runs from base 156 to 902 and encodes 248 amino acids.
CAGCCUGCGGAGCGGGAAGGGAGGGGAAGGGGCACGCACGGGCACGGGAACGCGUCCUCCUUCCUGACAGAACGUAAGUGUGCGGCUUUGGAACGCUCUUUUUUUUGGGAGAAAACAGCGAAGGUUGGUCACCUCCUCUGGAGAGAUUCAGAGCAAUGUCCUACGUUUUUGUAAAUGACUCCUCCCAGACAAACGUGCCACUGCUGCAGGCUUGUAUUGAUGGAGAUUUUAACUAUUCCAAACGACUGCUAGAGAGCGGUUUCGACCCAAAUAUUCGUGACAGCCGAGGCCGAACUGGCCUUCACCUCGCUGCAGCCAGAGGAAAUGUAGACAUCUGUCAGCUCUUGCACAAAUUUGGUGCUGACCUGCUAGCCACUGAUUACCAAGGUAACACAGCUCUUCACCUGUGUGGGCAUGUCGAUACCAUCCAGUUCCUAGUUUCUAAUGGACUUAAAAUUGAUAUUUGCAACCAUCAAGGUGCAACACCACUUGUUCUUGCCAAACGAAGGGGUGUGAAUAAAGAUGUGAUUAGACUGCUGGAAUCCCUAGAGGAGCAAGAGGUGAAAGGGUUUAACAGAGGAGCUCAUUCAAAGCUGGAAACCAUGCAGACCGCUGAAAGUGAAAGAAGCAUGGAGAGGCAUUACUCGAAGCACUCAGGGAACAGAGCAUCUCCUUAUGAAAGAAGUGCAAUGGAAAGCCAUUCCCUCCUUAAUCCAAACCUGCAGCAAGGUGAAGGAGUUUUUUCCAGUUUCCGCACAACGUGGCAAGAGUUUGUGGAAGACCUGGGCUUCUGGAGAGUGCUUCUCCUCAUCAUUGUCAUUGCUCUUCUGUCACUUGGAAUAGCCUACUAUGUUAGUGGGGUGCUUCCUUUUGUAGAGAACCAGCCUGAACUGGUGCACUGAAGCAAAGGCAGAAGAGUGCACUGUGCUUUUCCCUGUUCUGAUCUUAUUUUGAGCUUCUUGGAAUUAUUCUCCUGGUGCAGACAGUGGCAGCUGUAUAUACUGUUUGCCUUUUUUACAUAGUAUUAACCCCUUUGAAAUAGGGAUUAAUUAAUUUGAAAUAAAACACUAAAUUCUAAGGCAUUCCUAAGCUACCUCUGACUUACCUUGACUUGCAAGCAACAUUUGAAGAUUACCCUCUCUGAUAAAAUAUUAUGUUUAGAAAAGGCCUUUCAUAAUGAGUAUUAAAUUCCUGGGUAUCAAAAAUAUAUCCUAGUACAGAACAAAAUUUUUCUAUUUUCCCUAUGAAGAGAGGUAAAUGUAUUGUCAGAUCUUUUUUGUAUGUGCUUCAGUUGUAGCACAUGGAAAGAAGAUACUCUUCAGAGAAAUUUUUCAUAGAAGAAAAAUACUCUUUUAAAGGCUCUCCUCAAGAAAUCUCAGUAAUGUAAUAACACAUUCUGAUAUAUAGAUAAUAAUAAGCUGCGACUCCAUAGUUAUUUUAAUGCCUCUCCGUAGUUUUGUAUCUGCUAGUUUAUAAAAAGAAUGAGAAGUAGUUCAAGUUUUACUAUGUCUUUAAUGUAUAGGUCACUCCUUUAUUUAUUAGAUCAAUGUAGUGCAUCUUCCCCAGAUGAAUUUAAUGUUGUUAAUACCUGCCUGAAGUAAAUUUUGUAGAACAAAGAUGUUUGUUGUGCUUUGGAAGUAAAGUUGUUUCAACCUUGGGCUGAAAAUUUUGCGUUUUUGUUGAAAUGUUACUAAGCAAACCUUUCUUUGUAAGGGUGAUUAAAAAGUAAUUUGGGUGUUCUGCUGUGUAUAUAAUAAUUCUGUAAGGUCAUUGUGAAGUAUGUUGCGAAGGAUAACUUUUUCUUCCUCCCACAAGGACCAGGCUGAACUAUAUCACUUUGUUGUUUUUGUGUUUGUGGAGAGAACUUGAUUCAAUAGAAUUCCUUUCUGGAAUUGUUUUCCAUUUCAGUUGUUUUCAGACAGCACUUAGAGGCUUAUGAAUUAUUUUCUGAGUAUGCAGAAUAAAAGUAUUUAAAAUAUUAAUAUUUAAGAUCAUUGUAUGAAAUCAAAUCUUCACCCAUUCUGUACUUUGCUGUGAAAUCCUUUGUUGUAAAUAACCUAGGGAUAUGAAUCUUCUAUGAAGGGUAGAAAGGUAUUGCAUAGAAAUUUGGAGGUUUUCAAAGAAAGGAGAUUCUCUCCUCCCAUUAGACAUCUAAUUCUCUUUGUUGCCAUUGCCUUAAAAAUCCCAGACAAAAUGAAUUCUGUGAACCUAAGGAAUCAAUUUUUAUUUUUUUAAUUAGCCUCUCCUAAAUUGUUGUUGAAUAACAUGAGACAUUUAUUAUACAGUUAAUAAGUAUUGAUAGAACUAAUCUACAUCUUUCUGUUCUGGUACCAUCUAUAUUUUUCUUUUUUUUUAUUUGUUUGAGUUAAGAGGGUUGUUGUCUUUGUUUUGAUGUGUGACAUGGGUUUCACUGAGCUGGGCCCCAUUCUAAAUUGCAUCUGAAUGAAUCUUGAUCUCAAUUCUUAAUUUAGAGUUUAAUGUAACAAUACUUUUUAAUUUAAAACCAAAUGAGAGCAUACUCCUCUUCUGAAUAUUUCAGUUAUUGUACCACUGUUCCCCAACAGAUAAAUAUAACCUCAUUGUAUACCUGAAUUACAUUUACUUGUCUAAAUAACUACAUUUCUGUAAAUAAUACUCUUGUAUCUUGUUGACUUUCAGUAUGUAUUAUCUGCAUAAUUUGUAAUUGUAUUCUCAGUAUGAGUGAAUGCCACAAAUAAAUAUAUGUAGUAAA